AUGACUAAGGUGUUAAGAGCUGGUUUUAUGAUUUGUGUUCAGAAAGUCGACUGGAAACCACCUGCUGAUGUGAUCGAAGAGUGUUUGAUGAAGGGGAAGCUAAAGAGCGAUUGUCAGAACUAUAUCCGUGUUCUGGCACGCCAGUCGCCUGGGAAGGCCCUAAUCUGUGGUACACACGCAUUCUCACCAAAGUGCCGUGAGUACGUAUACUCUAGCAUUGACGGCACUCUAAAAAAUACUCGACAAUUUGAUGGCCAGGGAAUUUCACCAUAUGAUCCUCGCGACAACUCAACAGUCGUUUAUCUACCAGACACGCAUGAGAUCUACACCGGCACAGUGUCUGAUUUCGUUGGGAAUGAUCCACUCAUAUACCGUAAGAGAAUAGGUGAAAAUGAUAGAGAUAAUGGGAUCAGGACCCAGAGAGACGACGCUAGAGUGCUUGACACACCCAACUUUGUUGGCUCAUUUGUGUACAAGGAGCAUGUCUACUACUGGUAUAGAGAGCGCGCCGCUGAAGCUAUGGACAACAAUGAAGAGCGGCAGAUCUACGCCAGAGUAGCUCGAGUUUGUCGAAAUGAUAAGGGAGGUGCAAGACCUGCUAACGAACGCUGGACUUCAUUCAUGAAAGCUCGACUGAACUGUUCAUUGUCUUCUGCAACACCUUUCUACUUUAAUGAGCUCAAAGCCGUAUCGGAUCCGAUUGUGUCGUCAGCCAAUGAUCAUAGAGUCUAUGCCGUGUUCUCUACACCAGACUCCGAUGUUCGAAUGAGC
Molecule: messenger RNA, 771 nt
Organism: Cylicostephanus goldi
Lineage: Eukaryota; Metazoa; Nematoda; Chromadorea; Rhabditida; Strongylidae
Source: the annotation of a GenBank genome assembly